Syzygium oleosum is the source of this 3673-nucleotide messenger RNA. RefSeq lists its product as uncharacterized. The transcript is spliced from 3 exons. Lineage: Eukaryota; Viridiplantae; Streptophyta; Magnoliopsida; Myrtales; Myrtaceae. The record is from RefSeq and is a predicted model, not a curated record. Bases 459 to 3266 code for a protein of 935 amino acids.
GUUUCCCUUUUCUUGGCACUGCUGACUGGUGUUGAUGCCUAGAGUCAAAAAAGAGAGAGCCAAGGCUCCAUCUUCUUUGCCACUGAUGCCUCCUUUUCCUUCCCACAAAUGAUUUUAUAUUGCUUAAUGGGGUGAUGUCGAUUGCCCUCGUUUUUGGGAAACGUUAAUUGCUAUGAAUUCCUUUCUUUUGCUUACAAUCUACUUCGCUUCUAGCUUACAAUCUACUUCGCUUCUAGCUUGGUCUACCGCUCUCUCCUCUUUCUCUCUCUCUCUCUCUCUCUCUCUCUCUCUCUCUGUUUUUUCUUUAACCGCGUUAAUUACCAUUGUGAUUAUCUUAAGUUCAUCUUCAUCGGGAUUGGAGGGGCCUCGUAUUCUCUGGGAUUUCCUCGUACUCGUGCGUUCUCUCAACUCCAAGUGAGUUCUAAAAGUAACAAUGGGUGGUGAAAACAACUGAAGCCAUGGCGUCUGAUGUUCCGUCAAAGCAUGAAGUCUUCCCUCCAAACAGGGAUAGGAGAUCCAACUCACUGGUCAGAAAGAGUCUAAAGCCGCACCAGAACUCCAAGAAAGUGAACGAGAGCAUCAGGAAACCACAACGGUCCGAAAGGAUCGGAUAUCCAGACAAAUCGAGGCUACAAAAUUGUCAGGGUGAACCAACCUUAAAGCAUGGUUAUUCAGGGGAAAAGUAUGUGAAUGCCCGUGUUGUCCAGCUGAAAUCCUCUACAGAUCAACAGAGACAGUGCACUAGCGGGGAGAUUGUUAAAGAUGAUGAGCUUGCCAGGCACAUGACCAAUUUGCCUGAUUAUCUCCUUCGUGUCGAUACCAGAGGAAACCUCCAGGGGAAAGCUCUGAACUUUGGAGUCCUGGACUGGAGUCGUCUAGAGAAUUUCACUCGCAACUGUAACACCGGAACUCAUAAUCAUCAAACUGAAAAGCGCGCAUCUCUUGGUCCUAGCCCCAGUUAUUGCAAGAUGGAUGGGAUUUCUCGACGUGUCAAGCCCAGUGCCAGCAAAGUGGUGCGUUCUCAAGAUGUUGAAAGUGCUUCUAAGAGUUUUUUGGAGGGGCAUGAAAAGAUAAAUAGGGCUUACAGAUCUUCGACAAAAAAGUGCACAGACGUUGCGCUCCAAAAGGACAACAUAAACUCAUUGAAUCAGAGAAUUGUAUCAGAGUUAGGUGGUUCGUUGGACUUUCGAAACUCUAUGUUUUCGGUAAGUCCUAGUAAGAGCAACAGGACAGUUUCCCGUGGCGAAGGGAAUACCAGAGUGGGGAAAGUGGCUGAAUCAGGCACCAGAGGAAAUAAUAGAGAACAGAAAUGCAUGUCAGUGGCUGGAUCUUCAUCAUCAAAGCUGGGUAUUGAUGCCAGAUCAAUCAGUUUAAAGGAGACGGUUACUGCCGAGAAUGACAAGACUAAGAAAAAAGUUGAAAAGUCAUUAAAUAGAGAAACCUUCAAUAAACAAUCUUCGUGGAAUAAAGCAACCAUAGCUCUACUUUCUACCGGUAAACGUCCACAUAAUAGCUCAAUGGAUGCAUCCCAGAAAAGUGACACCAGCAAAUUGUUUGAUCGGAGUUUGACAGAUGCAACUCGCAAUUAUUUCUCAGAUGUGUUAUUUUUCAGGGAGCUCCGCUCAAGAGAACUAUGCUCAGAAUUACCACACUCAUGUCCAGUGUUGUUGAAAGUUGAUGCUCAGAGAGAGACUGCUAGGAGAGGUUCAGAGCUUGAAUUUGACGAGUCUUUGUCAUGCAGCAGCAGGUCGGGGGAUGAGCUGUCUAGCAGUAAUAUUUCUAAUAUGAGAAAGUCAAAUGAUAGUGACAAGACUAGAAAUUCAAGCAUAGGGGAGGGUAUGGGAAGUCUAAAUCGUGAAGCUGUUGACUCAGCUGGCAAGAAAAGUAGGCAUCCAUCACCCAACCAGCGGUUCAACUUCAGUUUCGGUAGGAUAAGCAGAAGUUUCAGUUUCAGAGAAAGUGCUUCUGCUCCUCUCCGAAGUUCAGCAUCUGUGACUGAUAGAUCUGGUCCGAUGGCUUCAGGGGAUUUUCCUUGCAGUGGCAAUCUCACUAAAGAGAAGCCCGACAUUGCUAGCAAAGGGAGGUCCGGCAUUAGAAGAUUACUAGACCCACUUCUAAAGUCCAAGUCAGCAACUUCAUACCAUCGUUCUGAAAGCAUUCAGCAAUCAGAACAGAGCUUAACUUCCCUGAGCUUGAGCCAUGAAUAUUCCACUGAAUCACUUCAAAUUGGUAACCAUGUUGCAUCAACAUUUGAAGCUCUUCUCCAAGUUACUAGUGUUGACGGACUCCCCUUAUUCAAAUUUGUGGUCGGUAAGAACAGCCACAUUGUUGCUGCUGCCACCAAAGAUGCGACAUUUUCUGGAAAGAGCAAUUGUGCGAGGAAUUACACAAUCUAUUCUGUGGAUGAAACGAUAAAGAAGAGCGACAGCUGGAUUGGACAAGGAAGUAAGAUGAGAAGUGGCGGCUUUGUGUACAAUGUAGUUGGUCAGUUGACGUGUCGUGAUGCUUGUUCAGACGACUGCAAUGAGCGGACUGUCGAGAGGGAAUAUGUUUUAUUGGGACUCGGAUUGAGUCGAGCUGACAAGGAAUUACUGGAUCCACCAAUGAACAGGGAACUUGCCGCCAUCAUAUUCAAGAUUCCUAUGGACAGGCCUAGCAAUUGCAAAGUACAGGCAACUAGUCAUAAAUUUUUAAGAGUGGAUUUGCAAGGAGAAAAUUGCUUUUCCAAACUUACAAAUGAAGAUAACAAUCAUCUAAUGGUCAUACUUCCAGGGGGUGAUCAUAGUAUGCCGAGCAAUGGAGAACCUUCGUCAUUGAUCGAUAGAUGGAGAACUGGUGGGUCAUGUGAUUGUGGAGGUUGGGAUGUAGGUUGCAAAUUGUGCAUUCUUUCUCCCCCAAAGGACUUCUGGGAAACAUCAAGAACAUCAAGUGUUUGCUCAAUGUCGGAUCACCUUGAACUUUUUGUUCAGGGAGAAGCUCAACAAGAGAAGGCCAUUUUCAGCUUGAAACUAUAUAGUACGGGAAUCUACCUGGUCGAAUUCAAUCCUACAAUCUCGUCAUUACAAGCAUUUGCCAUUUGCUUAGCUGUAAUAAGCUGCCAGAUGUCUUCUGAGCCCUCUGAUUGGCGUCAACUGUCCAAAUCUAGAACUUUGCAGGGACAUUCAGUCAGCGGAAAUGAUGUGAAUCUGCCAAACAUGACGCCGCAUUUUGAAGUUCCCCCAAAAUAUCCUCCAUAUUUCCCAUUCUCACCACUUGAUAGAGUUUAAUCCCAGGCAGGGGUGGAUUGAUUUUUCAUCCAGAUGUUUAAAAUCCUUGACUUCCAAGAGGAUUGCCAGCGAAGUCCGGAAGCGUAUUUCUCAUGGUAGGACUUGGACAUUGCAACGAAUUACGAGCCCUUCAAAGGGGUUUAGUUCGAUGGCAGAUGACGCAGGUUGUUAUGUGUCUUGUAUUUUACUAGCUGCUGUACCAGAACAAAGAAAAUAAUGUUUGCAUUAUGAAAAACCUGAAUAGUUCUGUCCGACCUCUUUCACUGGGGCAAACCAGGUGAAAUUAACAGUAUGCAAACUUGUUUUCCUUGUACUGAGAAAUAAUGGCAUCUUAUCACUCAACUCUGAAGAUGUGGAUGAACGAUAGUUACAAUACAAUAUGAGGACUAUCGCUGCUAUUUUAUGAU